GCUUUCGCUUUCGCUUCCCGCGCCGCGGAGGCGAGGGGAAGGGAAGGACCGGGCCGGGCCUGGCGGGCGCCCGGCGGGCCCUUGGGCUGGGCUGUGCGGACGUGGCCGGGGUUUCUACCUUGGUGAAGGAAUAUUGCACCGGUGUUCACUUGAGGGCUGCUUUUAGGAUGUCUGAAGAUGAAGAAAAGGUUAAACUCCGUCGAAUUGAACCUGCAAUUCAGAAAUUCAUUAAAGUGGCAAUUCCAACAGAUUUGGAAAGGUUAAGAAAACACCAUAUAAAUAUUGAGAAGUAUCAGAGAUGCAGGCUCUGGGACAGGUUGCACGAAGAGCACAUCAACGCAGGACGAACAGUUCAGCAACUCCGUGCCAAUAUAAGAGAGAUGGAGAAACUCUGUUUGCGAGUCCGACAGGAAGAUAUCCCAGCUCUGGAGAGAAUGAUAAAUCCUGUUAAAGAGGAAGCUUCAUUUGCCAUUAAAGACUUCCUGCAGUUGCAUUGUGAAUCUGCAGAAGAACUUAGAAGGCAACUUGAAGGACAGGAGGAUGCCUCUUUAACCAGAUCUGCAACUGUAGGAGGAGAAACUUUAUAUAACAUGGAAGUGAAGGAUGGCUCCCAAAGUUUAAUCCAGAUCUACUCCCGCCUUCCGGAAAUACCUCAAGAAGAAAAUGCAGCCGAAUCCUGGGAAAGUUUAGAAGGGGACUUGAUUGAGCUCAGCCAGUUGGUGACUGAUUUUUCUCUCUUAGUCAGCUCUCAGCAGGAGAAGAUUGACAGGAUUGAAGACCAUGUCAACAGUGCUGCUGCGAAUGUUGAAGAGGGAACCAAAAACUUGGGGAAGGCUGCAAAAUACAAGCUGGCAGCUCUGCCUGUGGCAGGUGCAGUCAUUGGUGGAGUAGUGGGGGGUCCCAUUGGUCUCCUUGCAGGCUUCAAAGUGGCAGGAAUUGCAGCUGCACUUGGCGGUGGGAUUUUGGGCUUCACAGGUGGAAAAUUGAUACAAAGAAAAAAACAAAAAAUGAUUGAGCAGGUCUCUUCCAGCUGUCCAGAGCUUUCUCACCAAAGUGCCAAAAAAUCCAGCUGAAGUAUCAAUUCAUUAUGGCCAGGAAGAAGCGUAGUAGCCGUGCUAAUGACAGACGUGCAGCCUUAUGCUUUAAAUACAAGGCUGAGUUGUGUGAAUUUUGAUGACAUUACUGUUCCUUGGGAGGGCUGAAACAGUCAUGUCAGAAUUUCUCUUUUCAGACAUGGUGACAUCAGUCCUUUGAAAAUUAUAUGGAUAACUUUUAAUUAUAAAAUUCUUAAGUGAGCUAUAUGCACAGCUGUAAUGAUGGGUGACUGGUGCUUCAUGCCAAAUUUGCACAAACCGUCUUGCAGACAAUAUAAAGAGAGAUACUUGGAAAACCCUAGUGCUUUCCCAUGAAUGCCAUGAGAAGCUGGAACUUUUAUGGUAGUGCUCCAAAAAAAAGGAAAUAAAUGCCAUCAAUCUUUCAUGGUUAUUUUAAAUUUACUUUCACUUAUCCGGAUUCCCAAACUCUUCCUGUGUACAUCCCUAGGAUAUGACCGACUGUGUGUGUUUAGUAAUGCACAGGGAAGUGUCAGCUGUCAUAAGAGAAGGUGAAAAUCUUGGGUGAGCAAGGUGGAAAAAAGUCAUGUAUAUCAUGUAUCACAUAUAUCACAUCUGCCUCCAUCAGCCAUAUCAGAUCAGCAUCAGAACCAGCUUUUCCUCUUCUUCAGGUACCUUUUUUUUUUAAAUUUGUGAACUCCUCACCUUCCUCAAAGUGUAGUUAUGAAUUAAACAGUCUAAGCAGCAACCCUGCAGAACUGCUACUGGAGGAUAAUAAUUUUCAAUAGUUGUUCAGCUCCUUGGCUUGUCCUGAGAACACCAUACAGGGUGAAGAGCCAAGCUCUGGCAUUCUGAACUUGAAGCCUCACCUUGCUUAAGCAGCACUUUCUGCAAGAUGUUGCCCUUGCAUCUCGUCUCCUGGCACCAACAGCACUCUGGAGGGAGAGCUGAACAGCUUCCCUGGAAGGCAGUGCUGCAGCCAGGCCCCUUGCAUGGUGGCAGUGCCGGCUGCAUCCCCAGAGGAUGGGACUGUCGAAAACAUCAACACAAUACUGUUUACCAUGUAAACCACGGGUGUUUGGGGCAGCUGCACACCUCUUGCAUACGGUGCCAAAACAGCUGCUUCCACCCACACUGUAGAGUAGCUGCUGAGCCUUCUCAAGAUUUUGGGACAUGCUGUGGAACCUGUUAUGGGGUGAGAUGCUGCUUCUGCUGGCUUUUUAUAGAUACUUAUUAUCUUACCACCCUUAAGAAGCCUGUUGCUGCUGAAGCUUCCAUUGUUAAAUACAGAAGUGUUAACGUGUUUUUAUUGUCACCUACUUGUACUAUUGUCACAUAAUCUACUGUUUGCCACUUUCAGGACAGUUCCCAGACUGAUGCUGCUACUGUUUAGGGGGAACAGAAAUUGAGGUUUGGAAGCCAUUUUUUAAAGUUCUUAGAUUGGUCAAUUCAUCCUGAGCUCUGCUUGAGUUCAGUUUUAUUUAGGUGCACACUGAAGUCAGUGUUUAGAUAAGGCUCCCUAGCAGGGAACACUGUCCAAGGAAGCAUCCUAUAGAAACAGCUCCUUGUCGAUAACCACUACUUCGGUAUCAUCACUGGAAAUCACUGUCUGCUAAUGACAGAUGAUGGGUUUUUGUGCCUAGAGACAUUGUAAGCAACUGUUAGUUACAGCACAAAUAACUUCUGAGCAGUUCUUCCUUAUUGCUUUUAAAAUACUGAAAUUGCUAUAAGCCGGAACAUUACAUCUAUUUUAAGUAGGUCUGAGGCCCAGGGAAGCAAUGUGUGCAAGAACAGUUUUCACCAGUAUUUGCAGACAUUGUUAAAACUGCAUUUGCUAAAGCCAUGGUAAAAAUCAGCUGGAGUGCAAAACAUGACCCGAGUAAUUCAGCUCAUUUGCUCCUGACCGGCAAAAAGCACUUUUCUUUAAAUGCAUCUACUUUGGCUGUAAACAGAGUUAGUGAGCGUGUAACAGCUUCAUAGGCUGUUCAUUCCUUUGAUAUUUAUUUUCUACAUUUAAAGGAAUACACUAAGAAAAAAGAAGUGUUUUUAAUCAAAAACUGUGGUUGAUUCUUUGUAUGAUUUUAAACUGCUGUAUCUGCUUUCCUAUCAUAUGCUGUGAAACCUCCUGCAUUUAAAUGACAGCAGCCACAUCAGCGAUCUUGCGGACUCCAUCCUCUCCCCCCACGCUGGAUUAAUGCCAGGACAAUCUAAAUUCCUAAGACUGAAUUCCUACCCCAGCUUAUACAAAUUCAGCCUGAUAUGCACUCAGUUUAUGAAAUGUCUAGCAGGAGAACUAUUCUUCCCCCUUGCGUUUUUAAGGAAGUAAUUUCAAAGCAUUGUGUACACACUAGAUGUGAGAGUCUAUUAUUUAAGCUACGAUUUUUUAAAAUAGGUGGGUUAUUUACAUAUGUGAAGAAACAUCAGCAUCUGAGUAACCAAACUAGCAUUUAAAUUGCUAGGCAUGUUAACCAGAAAAAUUUUAAGAUAUAAAUAACUCUUUCAGACCAAAUAAAAGUUUUUUGCUAUGA
Molecule: messenger RNA, 3580 nt
Organism: Pseudopipra pipra
Lineage: Eukaryota; Metazoa; Chordata; Aves; Passeriformes; Pipridae
Gene: STX17
Product: syntaxin 17
Exons: 8
Coding region: 168-1073 (301 amino acids)
Biological process (GO): vesicle-mediated transport; intracellular protein transport; vesicle fusion
Cellular component (GO): autophagosome membrane; SNARE complex; endomembrane system
Molecular function (GO): SNAP receptor activity; SNARE binding
Source: RefSeq, a predicted model, not a curated record